AACAACUUGUCCGGACAUAUAUAAACCAGAGUGGAGAAAAUUCUCCGCAGUAGCGUCCCGGAAACUGAUCGAGAGAGAGGAAUCUUAUACAAACCCGAAUCUUCUUACACAAAACUACGCACUUUGUAAAGCGUGCUGAAUAACUAUAUAGUAGAAAUGGCUGAGGAAUUUGAGAAAUAUGCAGUGUUGAAAAACAUGUUUCGGCGUAAAUCGAGCACCGAGUACACUGGAGCUGGCGGCUUCAAAGAAAUUGUGACCGAGAACCAAGCAUCGACCCUGCUCGAUGAGAUGGGUGCACACGUCGACAAAGUUGAGUUGCACAAGAAAAUUGAAUCAAUGGCUCCUGAAAGCCAUGGGAAGCUGACUUUCGACCAGUAUACGAAACUGUGUGACCAAUUUGUUAAAGAUCCUACGGCCACACCCUCUGCGAUGGAAUUUCAUAGCUUCAACGAUUUCGAAUCGUAGAAAAUUCGCCACGUUUGAAGAAUUGUAUUUUCUCUUGUUUUAUAACUUUUACAAUUUAGUAUUGUGACUCGUCUUUUAAGCAUUGAAUCUCCAGACUUACUAGAAACUAGGAAUUUUAGCUCAUAUUCAUAUUACGCUUUAUUGGUAGAUUUGUUGUUAUUGUACAAAUAGAAUUUAAAAGUUAUUGCAUAUUAAGAUUUAGAGGAGAUCAGGCAACUGGAGUAUAUGUAGAAUUAUGUACAUCUGCCACUUCUACUGAUUUCUAGAAGUUUAUGAAAUAAAAGUUGUUGUUAUUUUUUUGGGGUCUGACAA
Molecule: messenger RNA, 777 nt
Organism: Folsomia candida
Lineage: Eukaryota; Metazoa; Arthropoda; Collembola; Entomobryomorpha; Isotomidae
Exons: 4
Coding region: 157-465 (102 amino acids)
Source: RefSeq, a predicted model, not a curated record